AUGAAGCUCCUCAACAUCCUCACUCUCCUCACCACUACUACCAUCGCCCUCGCCCAAGAUCUAAACACCCGAGAUACCGACGAAGCCACGCUCGAAGCCCGCGCAACCACCAUCUGCGGCUCCGGCUACGAACUCAGCCAAGCCAUCCCUCUCCCCAAGGGCACAGACCCCAAAAUGCGACUGGCAACCCUCUACUCCUACAUCGGGAAAGACAAGGGGUGUGUCUUCCUCGACAAUAAUGUCGGUGCGUCGCGGUACAUGUACGUGAACGUAUGCCAGUGGGAUAAGAAAAACUGCGACAAGGACUCCGGCAGCUUCAGUCAGUAUGCGGGACCCAUCUAUAUUAAGAACUUUGCUUGCGCGCCUGUUACGGCGAAGAUGGGGAAGAGCUCGAAGGAUUUGUUUAUUGAUUAUAAGUCGGAGUAUGUUUUUCCUUGUAACUAG
This is a messenger RNA of Aspergillus alliaceus, 444 nucleotides long. RefSeq lists its product as uncharacterized. The transcript has a single exon. The coding region runs from base 1 to 444 and encodes 147 amino acids. The record is from RefSeq and is a predicted model, not a curated record. Lineage: Eukaryota; Fungi; Ascomycota; Eurotiomycetes; Eurotiales; Aspergillaceae.